Jaculus jaculus (lesser Egyptian jerboa) is the source of this 5008-nucleotide messenger RNA. RefSeq names its product erythrocyte membrane protein band 4.1 like 3 (gene Epb41l3). Bases 374 to 3856 code for a protein of 1160 amino acids. Lineage: Eukaryota; Metazoa; Chordata; Mammalia; Rodentia; Dipodidae. The record is from RefSeq and is a predicted model, not a curated record. Gene Ontology annotation, cellular component: plasma membrane; cytoskeleton. Gene Ontology annotation, biological process: cortical actin cytoskeleton organization. Gene Ontology annotation, molecular function: structural molecule activity; actin binding. The transcript is spliced from 25 exons.
CAACUGUCUCAGAGGCUCUGUCUGUCCCCAGAGCCUGACUCCGCGCCAGGACCAGGGAGGCUGUUCCAACGUUAACUAUCCCGAAGUACUGCGGUGGCCCCCUCCCCCGCCCCUGCGCGCCUGGGAGGGGAGUCGGGCCCGAGGUUGGCUCUCUCCGCACGGUGUCUGGGCGUGGGCCCCCGCCGCAGCUCCGUCGAGCCUCCGUGUCUCCUGCUAAGGGGGGCGGGGGGAGCCUCGGCAGCAGAGCCCUGGGCUGCGGCUUCCUUCCCCGCGCAGAGUCUCCUGCGCACAGCCUACCAGGAAGCCAGCCCCAGUCCCUGGUCCCCACGCCGCAGCGCGCCGGGCCUGGCCGCGGACCCCAGAACAAUCAACCAUGACGACUGAAUCAGGAUCAGACUCGGAAUCCAAGCCAGACCAGGAGGCUGAGCCCCAGGAGGCGGCGGGUCCGCAGGGGCAGGCGGCAGGGCCACAGCCCGGGCAGCAGGAGCCCCCGAGUGGGAACAGUGAGGAGCAGCCUGGGCUGGAACAGUUCGAGGCCGAGGCCGCAGCAGCACACAGCACCCCAGUGCGGAGGGAGGUCACUGACAAGGAACGGGAGUUUGCUGCUGCAGCUGCAAAACAGCUCGAGUAUCAGCAAUUAGAAGACGAUAAACUGUCUCAGAAGUCGUCCAGCAGUAAGCUCUCCCGGUCCCCAUUGAAGAUCGUGAAGAAACCUAAAAGUAUGCAGUGUAAGGUGAUACUCCUGGAUGGGUCAGAAUACACCUGUGACGUGGAGAAACGUGCCAGGGGGCAAGUGCUGUUUGAAAAAGUUUGUGAACACCUGAACCUGCUAGAAAAAGACUACUUUGGCCUCACAUAUCGAGAUGCUGAAAAUCAGAAGAACUGGUUGGACCCUGCUAAGGAAAUUAAAAAACAGAUUCGAAGUGGUGCUUGGCAUUUUUCAUUUAAUGUGAAAUUUUACCCGCCAGACCCUGCCCAGCUAUCUGAAGAUAUCACCAGGUACUACCUCUGCUUACAGUUGCGCGAUGACAUCGUGUCUGGAAGACUGCCCUGCUCCUUUGUGACCCUUGCACUGCUGGGCUCCUACACAGUCCAGUCAGAACUUGGAGACUAUGAUCCUGACGAAUGUGGAAAUGACUACAUCAGUGAGUUCCGCUUUGCACCAAACCACACGAAAGAACUGGAAGAUAAGGUGAUUGAGCUGCACAAGAGCCACAGAGGAAUGACGCCAGCAGAAGCAGAGAUGCAUUUCUUGGAAAACGCCAAAAAGCUAUCCAUGUAUGGGGUAGAUUUACAUCAUGCCAAGGAUUCAGAAGGAGUAGAGAUUAUGUUGGGAGUCUGCGCAAGUGGCCUGUUGAUAUAUCGCGAUCGGCUGCGGAUAAACAGAUUUGCCUGGCCCAAGGUUCUAAAAAUUUCGUACAAACGGAACAACUUUUACAUUAAGAUCCGGCCGGGAGAGUUUGAACAAUUUGAAAGCACCAUUGGCUUUAAGCUGCCAAACCAUCGAGCCGCCAAGCGCCUGUGGAAAGUAUGUGUUGAACACCACACGUUUUUCAGACUGUUGUUACCAGAAGCACCUCCAAAGAAAUUCCUCACAUUGGGUUCCAAGUUCCGUUACAGUGGCAGAACGCAGGCGCAAACGAGAAGAGCCAGCGCGUUGAUAGACCGCCCAGCGCCUUACUUCGAACGCUCAUCCAGCAAACGUUACACCAUGUCUCGCAGCUUGGAUGGAGCAUCAGUGAAUGAAAACCAUGAAAUAUACAUGAAGGAUUCUAUGUCUGCUGCAGAGGUUGGUACUGGCCAGUACACCACAACAAAGGGCGUCUCUCAGACCAACUUGAUCACCACUGUGACUCCAGAGAAGAAGGCAGAAGAGGAGCAUGACGAGGAAGAGGACAGGAGGAGGAAGGCUGAGGAGACCACACCCGUCUCAGCCAUUCGGCACGAGGGAAAGUCACCUGAGCAUGGCACUGACUCAUGUCCCUUGUCAUCCCCAUCAGCCCAUUUUGACCCCGCAUCCCCCACAGAGCUCCGCAGGAGGUGUAAGGAGAACGAACGUGCAUCAGCGGGCUCCGCACUGCUCAAAGCCGAGCCCACCUUGGAGCCUGAUGGCCAAGGGAAGGCUUACUUGGGGGACCAAGAUGUGGCGUUUAGCUACAGGCAACAGACUGGUAGAGGGACCACACUGUUUUCCUUCUCCUUGCAGCUCCCUGAGUCAUUCCCCUCGCUCCUGGAUGAUGACGGAUACCUGUCUUUCCCCAACCUGUCUGAAACCAACCUCCUGCCGCAGAGCUGGCAGAACUACCUCCCCAUCCGCUCACCCUCCCUCGUGCCCUGUUUCCUCUUCAUCUUUUUCUUCCUGCUCUCUGCCUCCUUCUCAGUACCAUAUGCCCUCACUCUCUCCUUCCCUCUGGCUUUGUGCCUCUGCUACCUGGAGCCCAAGGCAGCCUCCUUGAGCGCCUCCCUAGACAAUGACCCGAGUGACAGUUCAGAGGAAGAGACUGACAGUGAGCGGACCGACACAGCGGCUGAUGGAGAAACCACCGCCACCGAGUCGGACCAGGAGGAAGAUGCCGAGCUCAAGGCGCAGAAUAGUCUGAUUAAGCGAAUAAAGGGUGAAAAUGUGUAUGUCAAACAUAGUAAUCUUAUGUUAGAGGAGCUAGAUAAAACUCAAGAUGAGCUGAUGAAACACCAAACCAACAUUAGCGAGCUGAAAAGAACCUUUUUAGAAACCUCCACGGAAACAGCCGUAACAAACGAAUGGGAGAAGAGGCUUUCCACCUCCCCUGUGCGACUGGCCGCCAGGCAGGAGGAAGCUCCCAUGAUUGAGCCACUCGUGCCUGAAGAGAUGAAAGAAGAGAGAGAGAUUUCUGAAAAAGUUAUAUUUUUGCAGCAAGGAAGUUCACCAUUCCUUGAGUCUCAGACUAAACAGUCCUCUGGGGAGAAGAUCAUGGAUGGCUCUGAGAUCUUCAGUUUAUUAGAGUCUGCACGCAAACCAACAGAAUUCAUAGGCGGGGUUUCGUCGUCUUCUCAAAGCUGGGUGCAGAAAGUGGAAACGGAGACAGAAUCCACUGAGACAGAGAUGGAGAAGACCUCGCCCCACCAGCCCCACGGCACUGAGAAAGUGGUGCAGGAGACCGUGUUGGUGGAGGAGAGGCGCGUGAUGAAUGUGCAUGCUAGGGGGGAUGCUCCUUACCCAGCCGGGGACAAAGCGGACAGUGUGGCACAGCCUGCAGCCACAGAUGCCCCCAGUGUGAAAGAGAAGGAGGGAUCUUCUGUGACCAGUGAAGCAGCUCAGAAAGAAAGAGAGGAGGCGGCUGAUGAGUCUGUCCAUGAACAGAAAGAGGCAGCCGCUGCUUCUCAUGAGAGGGAGCAGGAGCUGGGAGCGGCCAUUCACCAUCCUGAGACUGAGGAACCAAAACCACAUUUUCAGUCGUCAGCUGUGGAGAUGGAGAGCAUGAGUUUUGGCAGUGUUUCUCCAGGAGGCGUAAAGCUAGAAAUUUCUAGCAAGGAAGUGCCAGUCGUUCACACAGAAACAAAAACCAUCACAUACGAAUCCUCACAGGUGGACCCUGGGGCAGAUCUGGAGCCAGGUGUGCUAAUGAGCGCGCAGACGAUCACCUCGGAAACCACCAGCACCACCACCACCACUCACAUCACCAAAACAGUGAAAGGCGGUAUUUCGGAAACGAGAAUUGAGAAGCGGAUAGUCAUCACGGGAGAUGCCGACAUUGACCAUGACCAGGCACUGGCUCAGGCAAUUAAGGAAGCCAAAGAGCAGCACCCUGACAUGUCGGUGACCAAAGUAGUGGUGCAUAAAGAGACAGAAAUCACACCAGAAGACGGAGAGCACUGACCAGAGGAAUAACUUAGCUCGCACAUGCUAAGUGCCCAGUCAUGAAAACCGUUAGGAAAACCAGAGCCUAUAUGGAGUUCCCUCUUCUAACCCAACUGACUCGUAUCUGUCCAUGGAAAACUUCCAAUCCAGAAGAACUGACCUUGAUCAUGAGUAAAGACACUGGCAGAGAGAUCUUCCCAUAAUAAAGCAAUCCGAAUCAGCACCACUGAACUGACAUUGCAUGAAGCAACGAUAAAAUUACAAAAGAGAAACAUUUUUAAUUUUCACAAAACGUCUCUGUUUUCAACUCUACCUGCACGUUCAUAGCCGACACUAUAAACCGUGAUCUCAUGUAACAUAUCAACAACUCAUGCCUUUCAUAGUUUAUUAUUAUUGAAGUCUCAACAAAAUUACAAUUUCUUAGGUGACCAAUCUUUUGUUUACAGAUAAAUGAUGAUGAUUAUUCUAAAAUGCUAGAAGCUGUCUAGUCCUGGUGUGUCCUGUUUAUCCCAGAUUAGAUGUGCCAAUAAUCGAAUUUACUCACUAAACCCACUUGAGUCCUGACCUUGUUUCAUCUGGUUUUAUUCUGAGCCAUGCACAGUAAUCACUCUGUGACCCUCUGGGGAUAUGUAAUGCUUACAAUCUUGCUUUGUGUCUCUAAUUUAAUUCGUUAUAGGGUAGUACUGAUCUUAGUACAUUAAUGCCAUUUCUUCCUUGCUACUGUCUGGUGUGUGAUCCAUCCAGAAAGUUCCCAGAGUUCCCUAGCAAGCCCAAAUACGUAAAUUGUCAUUAUUUUGGGAAGAAAAACAUAUGGUUUUUGUUUGUUUACAACAUGAUGAAACGUCACUCCAGGAAAAUCUGUUGGACUUCUGUGGCUUUAUGGACUUUGUUUCUGUUUUUCCUUGUAUUUUUUUCAUUGAUAUUUCUUCUUUUACUUGAAAAAAAAAAAGAAACGUGUUUUAUUUCCAAAUCUGGUCCAUAUUUACAAUCUAGUUCAGAGCCGAGCCUUAAACUGUACAGAAUUUCCACUGUAAUUAAAACUAUUUAGUGUUUAGUUAUAAAUAGCCUUCAAAAAGAUAUAUUCUCCAUUACACUGUCAAUCGCAUCACAACCCAUGGUGAAUGAUGUUACUACAUAGCAAAAUAAAAAAAAAUGGCAAGUGCAUUGAAA